AUUCGCUGCCUUCUCAUCCCGCCUGUGUGCGCCGCAUCCAUACCAAGAUCCCGUUCACUUAUUCACCACAUGUCCCCGCAGCUUCCACCCCAUUUAAUUACAUAAUUGCCUCCAGUCACCUCCUAUCGUCCUGACUGACAGCUGAUCGCCGCUUUUCACGUUCUCCUGCUGCUGCUGCUCCACCAUCUCAACAUCUCCUCGCCGACACUCGUGCCAUGCAGGAGGUGUAGCCCUCCUUCUUUUUAUUUCUGCACCGUUGGAGGAAACCCAAACGAGGAAAAAAAAAGAAAAGGAAAAAAAGAAAUCUCCACCAGUAGCAAGUCAGGAUGUCAGACCCCGAGCCCUCCUCGCCGGCAGAUCCCCCGCUGCCUCUCACCUCCCCACGCACCCCCCUGCAGCUCUCCUUCCCCUUCCUGAGGGAGGGCAGCCGGGUCUGGGAGAGGGAGAGGAAGCCGCCACAGCCGGGAGAGCUGCCCAGCCCACUGCCUACCAAACGCACCCGCACAUACUCAGCGACAGUGCGAGCCAAAUCAGGUCCAGUAUUUAAAGGGGUGUGUAAAAACUUCUCCAGGUCUCAGGGUCAUGGAUUCAUACGUCCUUCUCGUGGAGGAGAGGACAUCUUCGUCCACAUCUCUGACAUCGAGGGGGAGUAUGUGCCUAUGGAGGGGGACGAGGUCACGUACAAGGUUUGCCCCAUCCCUCCAAAGAACCAGAAGAUCCAAGCUGUCGAGGUGGUGAUCACCCACCUGAAUCCAGGCACGAAGCACGAGACCUGGUCAGGUCAGAUCAUCAGCUCCUAGAGCAGCAGAAGGCCAAGAGGGAUUUGGAUUUCAUUUUCGGUUUUAUGUUUUCGUCGCGUUAAGGGAAGGGACCAGGUCUGGGGUAGAGGGAUCAGGGCUUGGCGAGCCUUAGGUGGUUUGGUUACGGAAGGUGAACACUUGAGUAUAAAGGAUAAGGUCAGAAAUUAAGCUUUGAAUGUAUAUUUUUGAAUGUUUUCCUUUGAAGGUCAUGGGUUUAUCAUUUGGAUUUGAAUGUUUUAGUUGAGGGGUUCAAAGUUGGGUUUAGAAAGUUGGGGUUCAGGGUUCGGCGCUAGCAUUUUGACCUGGGGAGUAUAUUUCAGUCGGGAACUCAGUGGUUGGUAGAGAAGUGAUGUCUUGGAUGAGUUGGGAUGUAUUAGAGGCCAAAAUGCAUUUUGAGCAAACCUGAAAUGAUUUAGCCAUGUUGGCAAACUGCAAGAGUUUAAUAUGAAGGGACCAGCUCAGUGGAGGUCUGUCUUUUACAACCACUUUUAUUUUUCCAUUGCAGUCUCAGCUGAUGUACAGUUAUGUGCCAUCGCUGCCAAACGUCAUUGAACAAAUCCAUCUGAAACGUACAUUUUAGCCAUACUGUGUCUGUGUUUACAACAACGGAUGGAGCAGAGCAAGGAUUCAAAGGUAGGGAAAGCACUUUACUAACAGCCGCCAGUAGGCUUGGCUUAACGUCAGAAGAACAGCUUGUCAGAUCUGCCUUCAUAAAUUCAAAGCAUAGGUUUUUUGACGUGCCACUAAGGUCUACCAAACGAGCAAACACACUUUCAAGUCGCUCUUAAUGCGUUUUGGCCUUGAGAGCCGCGAAAAGCUCCACUUAUUAGGAAUUAUUUUCCUUCUUAAUAUUGUAGCACUAUAGUAUUUUGUCUACUUGGCAAGUGUAGAAAUCCAGUGUUGUUGUAGCCAGCUCCUAUGACGGUCUUCAGUUUUGGUGGUAGAAGGAUGUUGUGAGGCCUGCCGCUGGAAAACCAGGCCAGAGGGUUUGGGGUUUGGGGAGGAAACCAGAGAGGAGAAGAGGGUCGGGGAAGAGGAUGGAGUGAUAAUCUGUAGAGGUAGUUGAGCAUUGAUGCAGCUAGAUUUGAGAUGUUAUAAAGCAAGUGGAAGGAAGAAGAACAAGAUUGAAGUCAGCAGUUCUCAAACUGUCGGUCAUCUGGAGAAGUUAGUGACAUUUGACAUUUUGGGAAAUACGCUAAUUUGACUUUAUGCCGAGACCGACUGUUACCACUGAUGUCUGUGUAGACAAUAUAAAGAUAUGGCCCACAGCUACUUAGCUUAGCUUAGCAUGAAGACUGGAAACAAAAGAAAAGCCUGGCAUUUAUUUAAUCCAUACAACAAACAGCACUAUCUUUAGGCUAGGCUAAGCUAACUAGCUGCUAGCUCUAGGAUCAUUCCUUCUGAAAUCAGCAAAUUUCUGCUCAGCCAUUUUAGGUUUGCUGGAAAAUUUUAUAUCACAAAAUACAGAUAUUUAAAAUGGUAUGUGUGAAAUUUUAUCUUGAUGUAUCAAAUACUUUCGGAGAUAAACUCUUUUUGUACAACUGUCCGUCGACUCACUUUCAGCACAUUUUUUUGCACAUUGAAAUUUGAACAGUUUGAACAAUGAUAACUCAGGAACUAUUAAAGAUAAAAGCCUGACAUUUUCAUCGUUAUUUUUCAUCAGUAAAUCUAAAUCUGAAAUAUUGUAUUGACAAAUAGAAAAAAAAUAAACUCUGAUUAUGAAUGAAUUGCAACAAACUUUUUAAUAUUAAAUACUUAUUCACAACAAAUUGGUGGAUAGCCUCAUAUAAGUAGAACUGAAUUUUGGAGUUUGAAAAUGAUUCUCUAAAUAUAUUCAAAUAUGUUUUGUCAUAGGGCCAUAGUUUUCCUUUUCAGACCCCAUUUUUUCAAACCUAAUCAAUCUUCAGUGCGCCAAAAAGUUGGACAACUUAAAAAGCAAUUAAAAACAAAACCCCUCUCAGGAAGUACUUGAUUUAUCAAUCUAACAUUUUAUAGAUAACAAUUUAAAUAUCUAUAGUUUAUGAGAAAAAAGUUUCUAGCAAAUCAGGGAUGGUCAAGCAGAAUGCCCGUGAUAAUUUGAGUGAAUGACCCUGUAGCUUGCUCUGUCCCUACUGACCUCUUUUUUUUUCUUUUUUCUUUUUCUUUUUUUUACACAAGUCAAAUACAUCCGUCCAUAUGGAUGCAAAUGCCGGAGUCGGAUCCAAAACUCAGUUAAAACUUUGCUACAACUCGAUGUCUGACAUCA
This is a messenger RNA of Amphiprion ocellaris (clown anemonefish), 3045 nucleotides long. RefSeq names its product cold shock domain containing C2, RNA binding a (gene csdc2a). The record is from RefSeq and is a predicted model, not a curated record. NCBI's taxonomy places the organism in Eukaryota, Metazoa, Chordata, Actinopteri, Pomacentridae. Gene Ontology annotation, molecular function: mRNA 3'-UTR binding. The coding region runs from base 327 to 800 and encodes 157 amino acids. The transcript is spliced from 4 exons. Gene Ontology annotation, cellular component: cytoplasm. Gene Ontology annotation, biological process: regulation of mRNA stability.